Molecule: messenger RNA, 721 nt
Organism: Fomitopsis serialis
Lineage: Eukaryota; Fungi; Basidiomycota; Agaricomycetes; Polyporales; Fomitopsidaceae
Exons: 1
Coding region: 93-509 (138 amino acids)
Source: RefSeq, a predicted model, not a curated record
AUGUUUGACGUGGGACACAGCCGCUAGACGCAUCAGCGCUACUCCGGUCGAUUGUCAGAUCCGCGAAGGUCGGCUGCUCGAGCUCCGCCAAGAUGGAGAAGAAAGAGUUCUUGUGUACAAGAAUUGGCAGCUGUAACACCUUCGCACCGCCGCCUCGUCGCAAGCCUCGCUAUGCUACAGACACAUCCUCAGUCGCAGCAGAUAGGCCACCCUGUGUCUGUCUUCACUGCAAUCGUCAGACAAGAGUCACAACGAGCCGAAAGGCGGCGAAAUGUCCUAUCAACCGAGCAAGUCGACGCGAGCGCCUGAGCGAAGUGACCGGAGCCAAGCAAGAGAAGCUGAUGCUUCGCUCCGCAGGCAGAGCGCUCGGCGCGCCCGAACAUCCCAAAUCGGGACACCUCCCCCGCUCUCCUAGGACCGCUGGUCCCUCGUGCGGUUCAAACACGCACUGUAACUGUGUAACAUCAUGGCUACUCGGCAGGAAGAAAUGUACAGAGUCACAUCUGUGAAAGCCAAGGGUAUCGCAGAGCCUUCUAUGGGGCAGUGCGAGACAAUAUGGUGGAGCAUCGAAUGGAAGGAACGGUGAGGGACCUCGUGUAUCUAUACCAAGCAGUGUCGACCUUUUGUCCACAGAGCUUCUCGGUCCAAGGGCACUCGAACUCUGCGGACUGCGUGUGGAAGACAGUUAUUAGUGGUUGAGCGGAAUCGCCGCAGCACCCAU